This is a messenger RNA of Adineta steineri, 816 nucleotides long. The record is from the annotation of a GenBank genome assembly. NCBI's taxonomy places the organism in Eukaryota, Metazoa, Rotifera, Eurotatoria, Adinetida, Adinetidae.
AUGAAAGGUGCUGGUGACAGUGUUAACGACCGUACAACAACAACAAUGAAUCGUGGUGAUACUAUUAGUGCAAAUAGUUUAAUUAUUGAUAAUGAUAAUAAUAAUAAUCAGAUUCCUGCUGAUCAACCAACACUAAGUGGAGCAUUUGGUCUCACAAGAGAUACUACAACAGAACAAGUCAUUAAAUUAUAUGGUAUAUGUGGUGCCGGCAGUUUAGUUAUUGUUACGAUUGUUAUCGUCUCACUUGAUUGUUGUAAUGAUAGCAAUAGAAAAGAAUAUGAAGAAUUAGCAAAAUAUAGAAUGUUACAAGAAAAUCAAGCUAGACAAAGAGCUUUAGCCAUGCGACGCCCUCAACAAAUAUCUAAAGAUAAAGAAGAAAAACCCAAAUCAUCUGUUACUCAAAUUCAAGGAUCACAAGUAGCUAAUAAUGAAUCUAAUCCUCCUUCUUAUGGUCCUCAUCAUUAUCAUCCACAUUAUUUCCAUCAUGUACAUCAACAUUCACUUGGUUAUCCGAUUCCAGAUCGAUCUAAUCUAGUUGAUAUGGGUGUCAAUACAUCAGAUAAAUUUGUGCCUCCAUCAUAUCAUAGAAAUAAUGAAAAUACAACACAGACAGAUCGAACAGAAGGUACACAAACAUCAGCAAUGGAAUUAAAUGGAAUACCCAGCAAUGUAACGGAAAUUAUUCAUGAACGAACAAUUGUAAAAGGACCACGAGAACUUUUAGGUACAAUUAAAGAAUCAAUGGCACAGCAAGAUAGAUUAUCAACGAUUGGUCCUGAUAAGAUUGACGUAAACACACUCAUAGCUUUUGUUUGA